AUGGUGAAUGAAUAUCCCAACCUGGAAGAAAACGAUGGCACCCCUGAGCAGGAAUUUGUGCUCCAGGCAGAACCCAGCAUGUCUGCUCACCCUAGUGUCUCUGUGUACCCCAGAAGUUCAACCCACUCCAGUACCUUGGCCCAAGGAGGUGGCUUGGCCAGCCCAAGUAGUUCAGUGCACCCCAGUAGCUCAGGAUGCAAGGACUUCACAGUGAUCAAGGUGAGCAAGCGCCGUUGGGCAGUGGUCCUGUUAUUUAGCUACUACUCAAUGUGCAAUGCCUUUCAGUGGAUCCAGUAUGGCUCUGUUAGUAACAUCUUCAUGAACUUUUACGAGGUCAGUCCCUUUGCCAUUGACUGGCUGUCCAUGUGCUACAUGCUGACCUACAUCUUUCUACUACUGCCAGUGGCCUGGCUGCUGGAAAAAUUCGGCCUGCGCACCAUUGCCCUUACUGGUUCCGCUCUCAACUGCCUGGGGGCCUGGGUGAAGUUGGGCAGUCUGCAGCCACAUCUCUUUGCAGUCACUAUACUGGGCCAGGUCAUCUGCUCUGUGGCACAGGUCUUCAUCCUGGGCAUGCUCUCCCACAUAGCUUCAGUCUGGUUUGGACCUAAUGAGGUUUCAAAUGCCUGCUCCAUAGCUGUCUUUGGCAAUCAGCUUGGAAUUGCAAUUGGGUUUUUUGUCCCUCCUAUUUUGGUACCCAAUAUCGAAGACAAGGACAAGCUUGCCUACCACAUCUGCCACAUGUUCUACCUAAUAGGAGGUUUUGCCACUCUUCUUUUUAUCCUUGUCAUAAUCAUAUUCAAGGAGAAGCAUAAAUAUCCCCCCAGCAGGGCCCAGUCCCUGAGCUAUGCCUUGGCAUCCCAUGAUGCUUCAUACUUAAGUUCUAUUGCCUGGCUCUUCAAAAACCUCAAUUUCAUACUGCUUGUCAUCACCUAUGGUCUGAAUGCUGGGGCUUUUUAUGCCUUGUCCACUCUGCUGAAUCGCAUGGUGAUCUUGCACUAUCCGGGGGAAGAAGUGAAUGCUGGAAGAAUUGGCCUGACCAUCAUCAUUUCAGGAAUGCUUGGGGCUGUGAUCUCAGGCAUUUGGCUCAGUAGGUUCAAAACCUACAAGGAGAUAGUCCUGGUUGUCUAUAUCAUGACUCUGGUGGGCAUGGUGGUGUACACCAUGACCUUGAACCUGGGACAUCUGUGGAUAGUGUUCAUCACCACUGGCACAAUGGGCUUCUUUAUGACUGGCCAUCUCCCGCUGGGUUUUGAGUUUGCUGUGGAGCUGACAUACCCAGAAUCAGAAGGCAUGUCAUCUGGCCUCCUAAACAUGUCUGCCCAAGUAUUUGGGAUCAUCUUCACCAUCUCCCAGGGACAGAUUAUCAGCAACUAUGGAACCAUGCAUGGGAACAUCUUUUUAUGUGUCUUUCUCACCCUUGGGACAGCCCUCACUGCAUUCAUCAAGGCAGAUCUCCGGAGGCAAAGCAAAGAAAAUCCUGAAAAUAAACUCCAGGAGGAGGAGGAGAGCAAUGCCAGCAAAGUACCCACCACUGUGUCUGAGGAGCAUCUCUGA
Molecule: messenger RNA, 1554 nt
Organism: Phyllostomus hastatus (greater spear-nosed bat)
Lineage: Eukaryota; Metazoa; Chordata; Mammalia; Chiroptera; Phyllostomidae
Product: feline leukemia virus subgroup C receptor-related protein 2-like
Biological process (GO): transmembrane transport; heme export
Cellular component (GO): membrane
Molecular function (GO): heme binding; heme transmembrane transporter activity
Source: RefSeq, a predicted model, not a curated record